Kluyveromyces marxianus DMKU3-1042 is the source of this 213-nucleotide messenger RNA. RefSeq names its product translocon subunit SSS1 (gene SSS1). Lineage: Eukaryota; Fungi; Ascomycota; Saccharomycetes; Saccharomycetales; Saccharomycetaceae. Gene Ontology annotation, molecular function: transmembrane protein transporter activity. Gene Ontology annotation, cellular component: membrane; Ssh1 translocon complex. The record is from RefSeq and is a predicted model, not a curated record. Gene Ontology annotation, biological process: protein targeting; post-translational protein targeting to membrane, translocation. Bases 1 to 213 code for a protein of 70 amino acids. The transcript has a single exon.
AUGGCCAAGCAAAACGCGCAAUUCGAAAAGCUAGUGGAAGCUCCAUUGGAGUUUGUGAAGGAUGGGAACCAGUUCUUGCAAAAGUGCAAGAAGCCUACGAAGAAGGAGUACUUGAAGAUUGUGCAAGCAGUUGGGAUUGGUUUUGUUGCCGUUGGUGUGAUUGGGUAUGCGAUCAAGUUGAUCCACAUUCCAAUCAGAUACUUGAUUGUGUGA